UUAACCCAGAAAUAAGUACUAUAACCCUAAGUUUACUAUCCUUUUCUGUUUCAGUUACAAACACACCUAAUCCCACGUUCGGUACUUCAAGUGAGUUGCAACAGAAGUGUCGGUAAGUUUUCCUUCUUAUGAUUUGAUAAAAUAGAAGGAAUCAACAAGCGAAGGACUUCAUAUUUAAUUUAAUUUUUUUUUCCUCGACAAACAUAACCGAUCCCAUUGAUUAAUUUCCAGGAAUUAAACCAAGGUUGGGAAUCCUAAAUUGUUGUGGUUUCAUAUCUUCGUUUCCUAGUUGAAGUUGGUUUUGUAUGUUAUAAAUAUGUGUGAAUAAUUAUUAGAAGCCUCUUACCAUAGCUUUCUUCAAUCUCCGUUGUUCAAAUUGUUUGAUCGACACAAGUAUUGUUUGAAAGGUUCACACCAUAGCUUUCUUCAAUCUUUGUUGUUCGUUUUUCGAAUUAACAUAUACCAAUGGGAAGUCGCAUUGAAGAGGAAAUCCUGAGAAGGUUACCAGUGAAGUCUCUUCUUCGAUUCAAGUGUGUUUCUGAAUCUUGGAAGACAUUAAUCUCUGAACCUCACUUUAAGAAGAAGCAUCUCAAUCAUGCGAAGAAUCAAAAUCCCCCAAAAAUGCUUAUUGGCCAAACAUGCCCUAAGGAUGAUACUUUUUACUUCUAUUCUUCCUCUUUGUCGUCGCAUCGUAUCGUUGAGGAUGUUCGGAAUCUUGAUUGCCCUUCAAACUUUGUUCCGGGCUUCUGCAAGAUCUAUUGUUGUUGUGAUGGCUUGUUUUUAAUUGGGAUUGAUAAUACACCUAAUUCUUCAAUAUUGUUGUUGUGGAAUCCCUUAACAAGAGAAUCAAUAGUACUUCCCGACCAGAAUAAGGAUUCCAAUUAUUCUAUUUAUGGAUUGGGAUAUGACCCAAUUAGUGAUGACUAUAAGGUCUUAAAGGUUGAGGAGGAUGAAGAUUAUGAGAAUGACGAGGAUGGUGAAAUAUCCAAUGAAAUUCUCUCACUAAAAAGUGGUUCAUGGAGAGAAAUUAGUGAUAGCAACGAUAAGGAUUACAACUGUUUGUCAUCGACCGACAGUAUGGACUGUCUGGCAUUUGUACAUGGAGCAUUUCAUUGGCAUGGUUUUACAGAAAGAAAUGGCUUUUUGUUUUCUGUUAUUUCAUUUAAUAUUUCAAAUGAGCAGUACGGAGAGAUACCGUUGCCAGAACGAAUGUGCUUGCCGUCUGACAUGAUCGACCAUGGCGUAGCAGUGUUGGGAGGAAUGCUCUCUAUAAAUUGUGUUUACUGCAAUGGAACUAAUUUUUUUGAUUUAUGGGUAAUGAAAGACUACGGCGUAGAAGAAUCUUGGAUUAAAUUAUUUACCAUCACAAAUGCCAGGAUUCCUUCCAUCAUACCAAUCGUACCCAAGUAUAUGUUUGCUGAUGGUGAAGUUUUAUUCAGCUGCGGAAGAAGAACCGAAUUUAUGACAUCCAAAGGACCAUAUGGAUUUAGCAAUCUAAUAUGGUCUCUAGCUAGUGAUGACAUUGACACAUGUGGAUAUGUUUAUACGGAAAGUUUGAUCUUUCCAGAAGUAAAUCUCUAGGUUGUCUUGCUUACUUAGUACUUGCGUUUGCUCAUGUAUGAUUUUUAAUUUCGUACUAAUUCUUAUUUCAUUUCAUAUGAGUGUACACUAGUUUUAGCUUACUCUUCCAAAUAUUUGUAAAUAAUGAUAAUUUAGCAUCUAAU
Molecule: messenger RNA, 1724 nt
Organism: Nicotiana tabacum (common tobacco)
Lineage: Eukaryota; Viridiplantae; Streptophyta; Magnoliopsida; Solanales; Solanaceae
Product: F-box/kelch-repeat protein At3g23880-like
Molecular function (GO): protein binding
Source: RefSeq, a predicted model, not a curated record